Cydia fagiglandana is the source of this 3985-nucleotide messenger RNA. RefSeq lists its product as uncharacterized. The record is from RefSeq and is a predicted model, not a curated record. Lineage: Eukaryota; Metazoa; Arthropoda; Insecta; Lepidoptera; Tortricidae. The coding region runs from base 192 to 1787 and encodes 531 amino acids. The transcript is spliced from 6 exons.
AAAAAAACAGUUAGUCGCCAUAUUGUUUUUAUAGCGAUCGUACUCCGUGUUGGGGUGUAAACAAAUUUGCUAAGUUUUAGUUAUUUUCAGUUCGUUCCGAUGGAUACCAUAAAUCCCGUAUAAUUCAUGGGCUCGUAGACAUGAAAAAACAGGAAGUGCCAUAACCUACAAAUUAUUAUCUGGACGUUAACAUGCUAGAAUCACGAUUUGUGUUUUUGUUUUUAGUUGUUUAUUCAUUUCAAUAUGUUUCUGCUUCGGGGCCGCUGUGUGUUAACCAAACACAGAAGUGUACAACUCAGGUUCUUAGUCAAAGAAACAAUGACUACGCCUCCUGCACCGUGGAGUACUUCAACCGAGAAGGCUGCAACAGCAUGAGCUUCGGUCCGAUCACAUCCAACGCCCACAUCGGUGGCGUGAUGCUGAAGCCGCACAUCCUGAGGCGGGAGAUCAAACAGGGCUUGCUGAACUACAACCAAAGCUACACUGUGCUUAAUAUUACGUUCAGCAAUAUUAAAUGGAAAACAAUCAAAUUCCGUUUUGAAGAGCAAAGCAAGAAACCAUAUAAACAGACCCACUGCAGAAACAUAGUGCUGUCAAACGAAGCCCACAUAGAUGACCAGUCGGUGCUGUACUACGACUGUUACUGGCCUGACAGCAUCGACAGCGUGGGGCGCUCACACAUACUGGACUUUGAGGCUUCGGAUGACAACGUGGUCAAUCGGGGACAGUAUUACUUCAAUGUUCCAUCGGCGCAAAUGCUGAGCAACACUGUCAAUGCAUCAAACUGGAAACCAUUUGUCUACCUCGAGAUACUCUCCGGCAAAAUCCGCCUCCACAUAAUGGCUCCACCGAACCAAGUGAAGAUCACCUCCUACCGCAUUCAAGUCCUCAAUGAAUGCAACGGAAAGGAGCAUGACAUAGUGAAAAGCCAAGUGUUACAGCUACAGAAUUAUACGGAUGAAGUGACCUAUGAUUAUAGCUUGUUGGGGACCCCAGGGUCUUACUAUUUUGUUGUGACCCCGCAACACGAUGGGUGCAAGGAUGGAGUGACGAAGUGCCAGGUCGUAGAGAGUCCCAGGUUCAAAAUCAGCAACAACGUGCAAAGCUUCAAUAUCUGCAUAGCCAGCAUCUCGGCCCUGAUCGUGGCAACCCUGUUCGCCUACUACAUAGUGCUGCGGGUGCUUCGGCGCUAUUGGUGCAGAGACUACAGGCUUGCUAUGGCUCAAGAGAUACCAGCCCCAACGAAAGUUCUAGUCAUCUACUCGCCGGCCAACCGUCUCCACGCCGAGUGCGUGUCCUCAUUCGUGACCUACCUCCGCGCUGAGUUCGGCUUCGAGAUCAUGUAUGACGGCGACAUAUCCUCAACCUCCGACCAGGACCCUUACAUCUGGGCCGCUGAGGCCUUCAAAAUAUCCACACAUGUCAUGUACAUCGUCGGCCCCGCGGACUUAACCAACCAAUACAACAACAUCUACGAAAAACCCAUUCUGAGCGCACAUAAAAACUUGGACACCCUCCAACUUUCACUGCUCAAAGCGAACAGAGGAUCUAAAAACCAGAAAGCUGUCAUCAAUGUGAUCUUUGAGUACUCUAAUGGACCUAUACCGAUGGAAACUAAGCAUGGGAAGACAUUCUAUCUACUGAAGGAAUGGAACAAGCUGAUUUCUUAUUUAUCGAAGAAUUUGCUGCCAAAGAAACAGCUGGUGCGAACGGAGAAAGGCAGAUGUUUGCUGGAGGAUCUGACCAAGGCUAAGAAGUUGCUGAAUAGCAGCAAUUUUAAUGUGUAAAUUGUUGGUUACGGGACGUAUUAGGAAAGAUAUUGGAUGUAAAUCAGAAGAUAUAGGAUACAGGUAUGUGCAAUGAAAAUUUAGGUUAACAUUAUCGCGUAGUUAUGGUUAAAACCAAGAACGGUAGCUAUCAUGGGAAACUAGUAUUUCAUUGGCGACAAAGAAUUAAAGUAACACACAGACUAUUAUGGCUAAGGUUCCUAGUUUUGACUAGAAUCGAAUCGCGUUACGAAGGUGUUAUAUCGUUAGGAUCAAACCACUGAUGUGAAAUUCAAAUCUCAGGCAGGCCUGAAGAAAAAAGCAUUGGUUUUUCAAUAUUAUUAAAAGAAACUUAGUUUUUCGUGCUGGCAAUGUGGUCAGUAUUAGUUAUUCUAUUGUUCGUUGCCAUAGUCUCUUGUGUCACGAAAAUAAAAUAUUAAAUAAAAUAUACUAAUCUAGCACGAAUAACUUUGUUUUCAUUAUCUUGUUUGUACUUAGGUGGGAUGCGAAGUUAUCGAAUGUUUCAAGGAAAAAUUGAUAUUUAUUGUCUUUUGUGUCUAAUUGUAUUGAUGUUAUGAACAUUUUCUAUUCGGUAUUGGGGCACUAGUAUUUGGCAUAACACAUAUCACUAUCACUACUAAACACUCACUUUACCGUUAGUCAAAUUUAAAUAUGGUAACUUCAUAUCAUACUUAUAUUUAAAUUUUACUGAAAUAUGUGACGUUCCACGGCAAAAGGUACCUUAUGGCGGUUGGCGCUUACGUCGCAUAGCGCCGCAAUAAUAUUGGAGCGGCGUUAAUAAUAGCGUAAGCGCCAACCUCCAUAAAGUACCUUUACCCGUGGGACGUCACAUAUAUUUAAUGGACGAAGUUAAAGUAACAAUUGCAGUUAAUCCAUCAACGCUUUUGCUUUUAGAAAUAAAAAUAAUUGAUAUCACCGGCGCUCCAAUACCUAAAAAAAAAGAGAGAAAAGUAUGUUUUAGGGUGGGAUUCUGUCCUGUCCAAUUUAUUUGUCCAAUGUGUGUUUUGUCUCACAUUUUGCUUAAUGGGAGAGUGAGACGUCAUGACAUAGGACCAUGAUAUUGGACAGAUGGAAUACCACCCUUAUUACAAACAUUAUUAUGUGAUUGUUGUUUAUAAUUGUUGUAAAUUCUUCAAAUCCCAGUUUUCAAACAUACCGCUUUUCUUAAGUUACUUAUUGAUAGAUAUUUUUUAAUUGAAUGAACAAUUAGUAGUACAUAAAUUAUCAAUAUCCCUAACAUAUUUUUGUACCUAAUAUAAGAAUUAAAAAAAUGUUUUCUCCUAAUAUGAUUAAUGUGGGUAUAUUAAUCGGGGCAGUAUUUUUUUAUGAACUCAUAGAUUUUUUUAUAAACUCAUAGUUUAUAAAAAAAAUACUGUCAAGAUUCCUUAUAUUUUUAUUUAUCCCACACGAGACCCUAUAUGGCGAGAUGACCCUAUAAUGUGGAUGUUGACACAAUAAAAAAAAUUUGAUUAUCCUUCAUACUUUUCAGGUUUAGGACUGUUUCUCACUCUUUUAUCUCGUUCGUCUUUAUAUCGGCCACUGUGAACCAUUUCGUUCAGUCUAUUUUCGGUUUCACUCAUGUCUAGCGCUCACCACUCUUAUUAACGUGUAUGCUGUGCAUUGAAUGUGUUUAUUAAGUACAUAUAUCGAUAAAACUCAAUUCUACUUUUUGUAAUGUCCGCACUUAAACCAUAAUACGUAAUUGCGCAUACAAAUUUGCCAAUCAAUAUUCUAAGCGCCACUUGCACCAUCCCACUAACCCCGGGUUAACCGGUUAAACCGAUAACGGCGAUAACCCAGUAUCAAAUUGUACUGGUAACCAUGGUAACUUCAGGUUUAAUCGGUUAACCCCGGGUUAGUGGAAUGGUGCAAGUGGCCCUAAGGGUGGUAUUCCAUCUGUCCAAUAUCUUUGUCCAAUGUGUAUUUGCGUCUCACAUUUUGCUUAGUGAGAGAGUGGAUCGCACACACAUUGGACCAAACAAUUGGACAGAUGGAAUACCAACCUUAUGACAUUAAAAUAACUGUUAUUUUCCCUUGUCAAACAAAGCGGUAUGUGUCUAUCAUUGUAUCUUGACUCGUUGAUCUCAAUUCCAAAACUGUUGGAGUGACGUGUUCUAUAUCUUUAUACAAGACUUUCAAUUAAGCUCAAUAUAUACCUUUGUGAUGUAUUUUUAUAAUAUAGAAUCGUAUUAUUAUAA